UGCCGCUGCCACCGGAUUGUACAAAUUACAAGGCAAAGAAAUGGACUUUGGAGGUUUGAGAACCUACGCUGUCGGUUGUCCUUCUAAUAAGAAGGUUCUUGUUGGUAUAAUGGACGUUUUUGGUUUUUCAGAGCAAAUUAAGAUCGGUGCCGACAAGUUGGCUCAAUCUGGUUUCACUGUUUACUUGCCAGAUUUCUUUGAUGGUGCUGCUUUACCUGUCAAUGCUUUCUCCGUAGAUACACCUGAGAUGCAAAAGAUUCGCAAUGACUUUUUCACAAAUCAUCUUCCAAGUCAUUUGCACUACCCCAAAUUGGAAAAGGUUUUGAAUGCCAUCAAGAGUACUCAUGGUAACGAUGUUCAAAUUGGUACCUAUGGCUUAUGCUGGGGAGCCAAGAUCUUACUCACCUAUGCUAACAAUUCUGAAUUUGUUGGUAUCGCUUGUCCCCACCCUUCCUUCCCCGAUCCAGCUGAUGCCAAGAACGUUCAUGUACCUGUUCUCUUUUUGUCUUCCAAGGAUGAAGAUGCCAAUAUCAUAAAUGCUUGGGAGGAAGAAUUCAAGAAGGAUCCUGCUUAUAAGCAAUCCAGUUUCCAAACUUACCAUGACAUGCAUCAUGGUUUCAUGGCUGCUCGUGCUGAUCUUUCUAAUGACAACAACAGAAAGUGUUUCUUUGAGGGCUAUGAAAAGAUGAACACCUUCUUCCAAUCUUUGAUGAAAUAAUUUUUGUUUUCGAAAUCAUCAUCUGUUAUUCACCUUGAUGUUUCUUUUUAGUUUAAAAUAAAAUAUCCCUUAUAUUUUUA
This is a messenger RNA of Schizosaccharomyces octosporus yFS286, 798 nucleotides long. RefSeq names its product dienelactone hydrolase. The transcript has a single exon. Gene Ontology annotation, molecular function: hydrolase activity. The record is from RefSeq and is a predicted model, not a curated record. Bases 41 to 718 code for a protein of 225 amino acids. NCBI's taxonomy places the organism in Eukaryota, Fungi, Ascomycota, Schizosaccharomycetes, Schizosaccharomycetales, Schizosaccharomycetaceae.